Kuraishia capsulata CBS 1993 is the source of this 732-nucleotide messenger RNA. RefSeq lists its product as uncharacterized. Gene Ontology annotation, biological process: endoplasmic reticulum tubular network organization; membrane organization. Bases 1 to 732 code for a protein of 243 amino acids. Gene Ontology annotation, cellular component: endoplasmic reticulum. The transcript has a single exon. The record is from RefSeq and is a predicted model, not a curated record. NCBI's taxonomy places the organism in Eukaryota, Fungi, Ascomycota, Pichiomycetes, Pichiales, Pichiaceae.
AUGUCCGAAGUUGAGAAACCUGUUCCGACUCCAGUUGCCCAGACGGAGCCCAAAAAGAAGCUUAGGCUCAAGACCGUGGCCGCAAAGCCCAUCAAGAAGUACAUCUGGCUCGCGGGCCACGUUGUCACGGUGCCUCUUUCCUUGAUCUACUUUGCGUACUACAUCCAAUUCAAGUCUCAUUAUCUGUUUCCAAGAUUGUGCUAUCGGUUUGCGCUAUUCGGCGUUUGGGCAGCCUACUCCAUGACCAUCGCAACACAGUUUUCCCAGAGAGCAAUGCCUUCCUACUUUGCACUGCUAUCGACCCAAAACUUCCAAUAUUUAUCGCUCUCGUUUAUUUGGCAAUUUAACCGCAACUCUCUUUUCAAGCUUUUGCCUUAUUUCUUGAUUUCUGUCCUGCAACUCUCGUUGCACUUCAACAUCAAGCCCGUGCUUAAGUUGGAUAAGGUGUUUAAGGUGGUGAUUGUGUAUAACGAAUUGUUCCUAUUCGUGCUGUUGAUUUUCGACACGAUUUUGCUCAGAGGUACUUCUGGAUAUGCACUUGUCAUGUUUGGUCUGUUCUACUGGUUGAGACUACUUCAUAACGAAAGCACCAGGAAGUUGCUGUACAACGUCCUGGUCAAGCUUGAUGGUCCGCUUUCCAAGUCCAAGAACGACAGAAUCAGAUCACAAUGGCAGAAGAUCAAGGUUAUUUUGAACUCGGAUCAGAAAACUUUACAGAGUGAGUACUCGUAA